ACUUACGAACGAGAAGGAAGAAUUCAGUCGCGGUGUCCAAAAUUUAUAUGGCGGGUGUGUCGUUUAGAGGAUGUAGUAUAUUUUAAUCAUUAUUACUUCAUUUUUCUUGGUUUCGUAUCUAAUUCCGUGACAAAGCCAGCAAUCAAAAUGAUGUCCGAUAGAAAAGCUGAACUGGAAAGAAAAAAGGCCAAACUUCAAGCUAUUAGAGAGGAAAAAGAAAGGCGAAGAAGAGAAAAAGAGCAAAAAGAUGUUGAAGAAGCUACGGUACGUGCAGCAGGUGCUGACAAAGAUCAUCGUAAAGAAAUUGAUGCCAUGCUUUCUUCUUUGGGAAUGGCACCAGUAUCAGACGUAUUGUCCAGUUUAUCUAGCAUGAAUUCUUUGACACCAGAGCAAAGUGCUAAUGCUACGCCAGAUGCAAGUUUACAGCCAUCUAGCAUAAAUUCAACACAGAGUACUGGGCGAAGGAAACCAAGAGAACUGACCAUUGUUUCUGUUGCUAAUACCAAUAUUCCACCAAAGGAGCCUGUUGUCUAUAGUAAACAAACUCAAACAGUUCAAACAACGCAUACAUCUCACGACGGACUGUCCAAAUCUUCUUCCGAAUACACCAUCUACUCCUCCUGUUCAACAACAACACCAACUCACUCUUGCUCCGCAGGCUACUUUGAGACUGACUGGUGGCGUCCCAGGAAAGGUGGGUCUGCACCAAACUACCUAUCUCAUGCAUUCGACUAUUACGACGAGUACAAUCUAAAUCCAGGUUUAGAAUGGGAGGACGAAUUUACAGUUUUGACAUUUGAUGAUUCCCAAGCCGAAGAUGAAGAGAACAGCUUGCCACACUUGGACAGCUUCCAAAGCAAGCUUCCACCUGGAAUUCUUCCACAUGGUUUGCCGCAGGUUAAAGAGGUUCAGCCUGCUGUUACACAGGUAGAACAAGAAAAGGAGAAAGAAAAACCUAAGAAAGAAGUUCGCGAGUUCAGCGAGGAAGAAAAGCAGAUGAUCAUACUCUCGGAGGACUUUCAACGAUUCCUCGAUCGUACUAGUAGGAUUGUGGAGAGAGCAUUGGGUGAAUCGAUCGACAUUUAUACCGAUUAUACCGGCACAAUGGAUGGCGAGGAUGGAUUGGACGAAAAGAGCCAUCAACAAUUAUGGUUAAAUCGUUCCUUCUUCUGCGAACGAUGGUCUCGUAAUCGUUGCGUCACUUCGAUGGAUUGGUCCCCACAGUUUCCAGAACUUCUUGCGGCCUCAUACAACAACAAUGACGAUACCCCGAACGAUCCCGAUGGUGUAUGUUUGGUUUGGAACACGAAAUUUAAGAAAUCCACUCCAGAAUUUAUCUUCCAUUGUCAAUCACCGGUAAUGUCAACCACUUUUGCGAAAUUUCAUCCAAAUUUGAUUUUGGGUGGUACUUAUUCCGGUCAAAUAGUACUCUGGGAUAAUCGCGUACAGAAGAGAACGCCAGUACAAAGAACGCCUUUGUCAGCUAGCGCUCAUACCCAUCCUGUGUAUUGCUUAACUGUUGUUGGAACGCAAAACGCACAUAAUUUGAUCAGCAUUUCGACGGAUGGUAAACUAUGUUCUUGGAGUUUAGACAUGUUGUCUCAACCACAGGAAACGUUGAUCCUAUACUUGAAACAGUCUAAGACAAUAGCGGCUACUUGUUUGGCUUUUCCUCAUGGUGAUGUGAAUAAUUUUGUUGUUGGUAGCGAAGAUGGAACCGUAUAUGGCGACUGCCGACAUGGCACAAAAGCUGGUGUAGUUGAGAUGUUUGAAGGUCAUCAGGGACCAGUGACUGGUAUCAGUACACAUGCCGUUCAAGGUGGAAUUGACUUCUCUCAUUUAUUUUUAACAUCUUCUAUCGAUUGGACCAUCAAAUUGUGGAGUCUUAAAGAAAUGAAACCUCUUUAUUCUUUCGAGCAUAACGGAGAUUAUGUGUACGAUGUUGCAUGGUCACCAACUCAUCCUGCAUUAUUUGCAGCUGUUGAUGAUUCAGGUAGAUUAGAUCUUUGGAAUUUAAAUCAGGACACUGAAGUACCAGCUGCUAGUGUCAUCGUCGACGGAAAUCCCGCAUUGAAUAGAGUUUCUUGGACACCGAGUGGUUUACAUGUCACGGUCGGAGAUGACACUGGUAAAAUUUGGGUUUACGAUGUUGCAGAGCAUUUGGCAUAUCCGAGAAGCGAUGAAUGGAAUAAGUUCUUGUAUACACAACAAGAUUUAAAGAAUAACAAAGCGGACGAGGAGUUAGACAGGCUCAAUCUUAGUUCCGGACCUUCUUCAUUAACAUCUUUAACCUCUAUUUCAUCGUGUCCGCUUAGAUAAAGAUUUUGUGCUACUUAGAGAAUCAUGAUUAUAAGAUAUGGGUCUAGCUUACCUUAAAGUCAAGAUAAUAUAGAAUACUUAUUAAAACGCAGGUAUAAAAUUUUAUCAAGGAUAUACAUAUUGUUAAAAAAACAAAUGAUACUCAUUACGCUAUUAUUCUUAUAAAAAAAAAUUUCUUUACAAAAGUCGUUCUCCGCAACGAUGCGAUCUUGUACACUAAAACAUAAUUUUUACGAAUAUAUCUAUUCAUUUAUUUAACUAAAUUGAAUUAAUUCAAUUAUAACUAAAGUUAAAUGAUUUCAUUUUAAUAAUAAGUGUUCAUAUCAUUACUAUAACUUUAAGAUUGGUCCUUGUUCACAGAAUAUAGUGCAAGAAAAUGCAAUUUUAACAUUUGUUUCUGAAUUUUUGUUCAUUUGUUUUAUUUGCUUUUCAAUGUUAUAUUAGAUUAUAACAGGAUAAUUUUCCAAGGAUACCUCGAUUACUUAGUUAAAUCUAAUUCCUUUUUCUAAGGCAUAUGUAAUUUAUCCUUAUAGUAACCUUAUUUAUAUAAUUUUUUUUUGCAUAGAUUUUUCAUACUUUUAUCUGCUUUAUCAUGCCCAUGUUACAUCUUUCUUAUAUUUUCUCUUAUAUAAUAUUAAUUUAUAUGUAUAAAUUUUGUACAUUGCUCGAAGAUGCAAAAUACAAGGUUAAGCCACAGACGUUAGCCACAUAAAUGCUCCACAUGAAAUUAGAUUUAUGUUUAUUCUUUCAAAUGGACUUUGUACUUAUACUCGAUAACUUAUAAUCAAUAUUUUUUCAGGAUAAUGGACUAUAUACUGUCGCAUCAUUUUAUAAUUAUUUCUAAUAUUCAAAAAAUAGCAUUAAUAGAUAUUAAUCAGGAACAGCGACCUUAUGCAGUGAAUUAAUCAAAUUUACUUGUAAAUAAGACAAGAUGUAUGAUUGAUCAUAUUUUAAAUAAGCGUUCAGUAUUAAGGACGUCAUAUGAAUUCUAUUAUAUUGUAUAAUUGUAAAAUAAUGUGUUUCAUUAGCGGUUGUCAAUAUUUUUGAAUUUGCAUAUAAUUUUGGAAUUAAGUCAUGGUUUAGAGCAACAAAUGAAUCUAUGUGGUAAUAUAUAUAGCACAAUAAAUAAUUAAGAACAUCUUCAUUUUCUAA
Vespa mandarinia (Asian giant hornet) is the source of this 3471-nucleotide messenger RNA. RefSeq names its product cytoplasmic dynein 1 intermediate chain short wing (gene sw). The record is from RefSeq and is a predicted model, not a curated record. Gene Ontology annotation, cellular component: cytoplasmic dynein complex. Gene Ontology annotation, molecular function: dynein light chain binding; dynein heavy chain binding. Lineage: Eukaryota; Metazoa; Arthropoda; Insecta; Hymenoptera; Vespidae. Gene Ontology annotation, biological process: transport along microtubule.